UGACCGCUUUAUCGCAAACGUCAACACAAUGGCUGCAUACUUACAGUGGCGUAAAUUUGCAUUCUUUGACAAAGACACAGUAAAGGAUCGUUUAGAUAAUGGGAAAAACUUUGAUCUUCCGAAUGGAAUAUCGGCGUGCGACUCCGGACGUGGUCAUAUUGUUCUUGGAGAUAUGGACGGCAACAUCUGGCUUAUGAUGCGCUCAUUGCAGCUGACAACUUUCCAGGCUUAUAAGUUGCGAGUAACACAUCUCUUCCAACUGAAACAACACAGCAUCCUUGUAACAGUGGGACAGGAUGAACACGGAAUGAACCCCCUGGUAAAGGUGUGGAACUUAGACAAAAGAGACAGCGGGAAUCCUCUCUGCACAAGAAUUUUUCCUGCAAUUCCAGGCAACAAACCGGCAGAGGUGUCAUGCCUGAGUGUACAUGAGAACCUCAACUUUAUGGCCAUAGGUUUUACAGAUGGCAGUGUCGUUCUAACCAAAGGUGACAUCACUCGAGAUCGGCACAGUAAAACCCUGACUCUACACGAAGGAACCAUCCCAGUCACUGGUCUCGCGUUCCGCCAAGUUGCAAAAGUCACACAUUUGUUCGUUGCCACUCUUGAGAAAGUCCAUUGCUACACCCUGUCUUUCAAAGAGUAUCCAAAAGUCGAACUGGAUACACAUGGGUGUGCUCUUCGCUGCUCCUCCAUCACAGAUCCCUCACAGGAUUCUCAGUUUAUAGUUGCUGGUGAUGAAUGUGUGUAUUUGUACCAGCCAGACGAACGAGGUCCCUGCUUUGCCUUUGAUGGAACCAAACUUUUGGCCCACUGGCAUCGAGGAUAUCUUUUCUUACUUACUCGGAAUACAAAGUCACCCAACAAGACGAGGUUCGGAAGCAGGGAAAGCUCCCCGUCAGACAAACAGCUUCUGACCAUCUAUGACUUGGACAACAAGUUUAUCGCCUACAGUGCGUCAUUUAAUGACGUCAUUGAUGUGGUGGCUGAGUGGGGCUCCUUUUACAUCCUCACCAGAGAUGGUAAAAUGUAUGUUCUUCAAGAAAAGGACACACAGACCAAACUGGAGAUGCUGUUUAAGAAGAAUUUAUUUGUCAUGGCUAUAAACCUAGCUAAAAGCCAGCACCUGGACAGUGAUGGGCUAUCGGAGAUCUUCAGACAGUAUGGUGAUCACCUUUACCUUAAGGGAGACCACGAUGGCGCUAUUCAGCAGUACAUCCGCACGAUUGGGAAGCUGGAGCCAUCUUACGUUAUUAGGAAAUUUUUAGAUGCACAGAGAAUCCACAACCUGACAUCUUAUCUCCAAGCAUUGCACAGGCAGUCGUUGGCCAACGCAGACCACACUACACUACUGCUGAACUGCUACACUAAGCUGAAGGACAGUUCGAAGCUGGAAGAGUUCAUUAAGAGCAGUGAAAGCGAGGUCCAUUUUGAUGUGGAGAUUGCUAUUAAGGUUCUACGACAGGCCGGCUAUCACAGCCAUGCUGUUUUCUUGGCAGAGAAGCACAUGCAUCAUGAAUGGUAUUUGAAGAUACAACUUGAAGAUCUCAAGAACUACGAGGAAGGGCUACGAUACAUCGGACGCCUUCCUUUUGAACAAGCCGAAAGCAACAUGAAGCGUUACGGCAAGACGCUGAUGCAUCAUAUUCCAGAAGGUACAACGGUGCUUCUGAAAGGCUUAUGCACUAACUACCAACCGAGCGGGGAAAGCGCUGAAACCGACAGCCACUUGGAGAAGAAGCAGCUCAAUAAGGCCAACUCUGAGGAAUUCAUUCCAAUUUUUGCCAACAACCCCCGAGAGCUGAAAGCCUACCUAGAACACAUGAUUGAGGUGGAUCCCCGGUCUCCCCAAGGGGUUUAUGACACGCUCCUUGAGCUCCGACUGCAAGACUGGGCACAUGAACAGCACCCUGAGAAAAAAAAGAUCCUGCAAAAUGAAGCCUUGUCACUCCUGAGGAGCGACAAUACCGUGUUUGAUAAAGCCCUGGUCCUCUGUCAGAUGCACAACUUCAAAGAGGGCGUCCUUUACCUCUAUGAAAAGGGCAAACUAUAUCAGCAGAUUAUGCACUACCACAUGCAGAAUGAGGUGUACGACAAGGUGGUAGAAGCUUGCAAAUCUUAUGGGGACCAGGAAGGUUGCCUAUGGGAACAAGCGUUGGGAUACUUUGCAAGAAAAGAAGAAGACUGCAAGGCGUACAUCAGUGAAGUCUUGCAUCACAUUGACAAGAACAACCUGAUGCCUCCUUUACUUGUGGUACAGACACUGGCACACAACUCUACAGCAACUCUGUCAGUUAUCAAAGACUACCUAAUCAAUAAGAUGCAGAGGGAAAGUGAACAAAUUGAGGACGAUGAACGUAAAAUCCGUCAAUAUCGUGAGGAAACUGCUCACCUUCGUGCUGAGAUCCAGGAACUCAAGACAAGUGCGAAAAUAUUCCAGAAGACAAAGUGCAACAUGUGCAACAGUCCCCUGGAGCUCCCAUCAGUUCAUUUCCUGUGUAGCCACUCCUUCCACCAACACUGCUUUGAAAGUUAUGCCGAGAGCGAGGCCGAGUGCCCAACAUGUACUCCAGAAAACCGCAAAGUCAUGGACAUGCUGCGUGCCCAGGACCAGAAGCGAGACUUGCAUGACCACUUCAAUAGACAGUUACGCAGCUGUCAUGAUGGAUUCUCUGUUGUGGCCGACUACUUUGGCCGAGGGGUUUUUAACAAACUAACUCUUCUUACGGACCCACCCGGCAGCAAACCUGUCGGUAAUCUAGAAGUCGGUCUGCAGAGAGACCUUCUCAUCCGCACCAAGAGGAACUGCUAGAUAAUCUCAAUCUAUCAUGUCUUUCUGCGGGGGGACACUACCUUUAAUGCCCCUUCUGCCUGUUUUUUUUAAGUAUGUGUGAUGGAUAUCUACCCUGAGUAAUGAUUUAAUAAAUGCAGUGGUACCUCGCUUUUUGUUAUUAAGUUGUUAACUCAGAGCACUGGACUAAAACUGCACUUACAAAUGAGACCUGUGUGCUUGCUUUUAUUCUGCACUAACCACCCGCAGCAUCAUGACCAUGUCCACAUCUUGCUUGAUUACAUACGAGAUCUGUUUUUUUUUUUUUUUAAUGUGUCCCUUUUAAUGAAAUGUAUACAUUUAAUAAUGUCUAUUCAUGUGGUUUUAGUUAGUUUUUAAGUGAUGCAAUGCAGAUCUACACAGCCCGUGUCUUAAUAUUUUAACUCAUGUAGCUAUUUGGAGGAGCAUGCAAGAAAAAAACAGGUCAUGUACCUUUCACUGGUGAGAAUAUAAAUUGAGGAUUAAAAUUGA
Messenger RNA from Doryrhamphus excisus (bluestripe pipefish), 3301 nucleotides. The record is from RefSeq and is a predicted model, not a curated record. NCBI's taxonomy places the organism in Eukaryota, Metazoa, Chordata, Actinopteri, Syngnathiformes, Syngnathidae.